AUGACUGGAGCUGAACGCCGCACUGUUACUUGCCCGGUAGCUUGGGCGCAUCAAGCGAGUAUUGGAUCCUCAUCUCAAGAUUGUUGGGACUUACGGCUGGACCGACUCGAUGAUAGUCCUAUCCUGAUCCGCACCAUAGUGCCUGAUUGUAAGUGGAGCCAUAUUGAGUCGACAAACUAUCCUGCCGAUUGUGCGUCAAGAGGUGUGAUGCCUUCAGAACUCGAGAAGUUAUCCCUCUAUUGGCAAGGUCCUGCGAUUCUUCGGGCCAAUCCAUCUACGUGGAUAAAUCUCGUAGCUCCCAUGCCAUUGUGCAGCUUACCUGAAGUGUUACCAGUUUCUAUCACAACUCGAAUCGACCCGCACGACUGUCUAGAAGAAUGGUUCGACCGUUUUUCAUCAUAUGACCGCAUGAUUCGCGUCACCACCAUAAUGCACCGUUUCAUCAACCGGUGCCGUCGUUGCGAUCUUGAACCACCUCCAACGAAGUGUCUGAGUCUGGUUGAGGUCGACUGUGCAACUCGCAGUAUUAUCAGAGAGUCUCAACGUAUUUACUUCUCUGACCUAUUACGUGAGCUAUCAAAUGGGACCAGAGUAUCAUCAAAACCGUUGGCUCGUUUAACUCCGUUCGUCGACGAUGUUGGAAUCAUCCGAGUUGGUGGUCGCCUUCGUCAUUCCAACCUAUCGUACGAGUGUAAACACCCAAUGUUAAUUGCCAAGCGCUCUCAUCUAGCGCUAUUGAUUUGUCGUCGGUGGCAUCGUCUAACGUGCCACUCCGGCCCCCGUGUCAUGAUAUCACUUAUUUUACGCCAAUACUGGAUCAUCGCCAUCCGCUCGGUUGUACAUGAAGUGGUGACAAAAUGUUCUGUAUGUGUUCGUUUAGCUGCAAAACCUCCUCAACCUUUGAUGGCGGACCUCCCUGCUGCACGCGUGCAACAAGCUGUCCACCUUGAAGUGGUGUCGGACUUGUCAACAGAUGCGUUCUUGGCAGCGUUUGACCGUUUCGUCGGCCGUCAUGGGCUCCCCAGUGAGGUAUACUCCGACUGCGGAACAAACUUCGUAGGUGCUGACAAGCAACUGCAAGCGCUUAUUAACAGCCCACAAGGUCAGCUCGCCAUUACUACCAACUCUCGUCCACACUGUAAAUGGCUUUUUAACCCCCCCAGUGCUCCGCAUUUUGGUGUGUUAUGGGAGGCGGUUGUCCGGUCCACUAAACGUUUGUUGGUUCGCACAAUGAGCACCCACGUCUUCACCUACGAAGAGUUCAGUACUGUCCUGAUCCGCAUCGAAGCCGUCCUCAACUCUCGACCACUGACGCCCGCAUCCACAGACUCUCAUGAUUUGGAGUGUCUCAUACCUGGGCAUUUCCUCAUUGGACAACCACUGCUCGCCGUUCCACCUCGUUCCAACCCAGAUGCUACCCGUAAUUUGACCAAUCGGUGGAAGUUACUGGACCAGUGCCAUCAAGCUUUUUGGAAACGUUGGUCAGCGGAGUACUUGACAACGCUCCAAGAACGCGUCAAAUGGACAGAUCGUGUCCCUAACAUAAAGGUCAACGACAUGGUCGUCGUGGUUGACAAUCAAGCACCACCUUUAUUAUGGCGUCUAGGGUGCAUCAUUGAACUAUUGCCAGGACCCGAUGGAACCGUGCGAGUUGCGUCGGUGUUAACGCAUCAGGGACGCAUCACACGACCAGUAGUUAAACUGGUUGUGCUACCGACCGACUGA
This is a messenger RNA of Metopolophium dirhodum (rose-grain aphid), 1725 nucleotides long. RefSeq lists its product as uncharacterized. Lineage: Eukaryota; Metazoa; Arthropoda; Insecta; Hemiptera; Aphididae. The record is from RefSeq and is a predicted model, not a curated record. The coding region runs from base 1 to 1725 and encodes 574 amino acids. Gene Ontology annotation, molecular function: nucleic acid binding. The transcript is spliced from 3 exons.